AUCGAUCAUGUCACCAUUUUCACACCCCCGAGGAACUACACCGUUCCUCGCACUCUCUAUGCAAGAUCAGUUUUGCUGAAUCAGAAUUGCGAAGGGAACAAUGUCAUCCUUGCGACAUGGGAGAACUACCUUUACAACAACAACUCGAACCCUUACUUCCCAAUCUACCAGUCCUACGACGGUGGUCAUACUUGGUCAGAACGCUCUCGUGUAUAUGAUCAGGUCAACGGAUGGGGCUUGAGAUAUCAGCCUUUCCUCUACGAGCUCUCUGAGCCAAUUGGCAAUUUCUCAGCCGGCACCCUCUUGCUCGCUGGUAGCUCCAUUCCUCAAGAUCUCUCCAAGACCCAGCUCGAACUUUACGCUAGCACGGAUAAAGGUUACACCUGGACAUUCGUCUCUCAUGUCGCUAGUGGUGGUGAAGCUCUCCCCAACAACGGACUCACUCCUGUCUGGGAGCCUUUCCUCAUGACAUACAACAACACCCUCAUCUACUACUACUCUGACCAACGCGAUCCUCUGCACGGUCAAAAGAUGGUCCACCAAGUCUCUUCCGAUCUUCACACUUGGGGUCCCGUGGUUGAUGAUAUCGCCUACGGUACCUACGACUGGCGUCCCGGUAUGCCCAUCGUCUCCGAGUUACCUUUCGGUCAAUAUAUCAUGACCUACGAAUUCUACGGUGCUCAAGAGGCAGACUUUGCAGUCUACUACCGCAUCUCCACCGACCCUACAAACUUCAAUGCCAGCAUUGGUCGUCCUCUGAUUGCCACUGAUGGCACUAUUCCCACUGGCAGUCCUUACAACGUCUGGACACCUGUUGGUGGCGAUCUCGGUACCAUUGUCGUCAGCUGUGGUAACCUGGGUGAAGUAUUCCUGAACCACAAUCUCGGUGCUCCUGGAGCUUGGACGAAGAUCAAUACCCUUGAGCCUGCUUCGUACACUAGAAGUCUGUUGGUUCUGCCUGGACAGGAAGAUAUCCUGAUUGUUGGUGGUGGUGUCCUGGGUGGUGAGGAGAAUGCUGUAACAGCUAGCUCUGUCAACAUC
Molecule: messenger RNA, 1041 nt
Organism: Aureobasidium subglaciale EXF-2481
Lineage: Eukaryota; Fungi; Ascomycota; Dothideomycetes; Dothideales; Saccotheciaceae
Product: glycoside hydrolase family 93 protein
Exons: 1
Source: RefSeq, a predicted model, not a curated record